CUGGUCCCUCCCGACCCGGUACAGCUGCUUCCGGGCUCGCACGGCUCCCGGAGGCCGCUCCCCGGACGCUGGGCCCCACUGCUACUCGCUGCGCGAGCACCCAGACGCCUGGGUCCCCAGGUAGGCCUGCACUGUGUCUUGCGUCUGCGAUCUCCAAGGACGUCUCUGUUCUGACCUUGCGGAGGCCGCGUCUCAGCUGCGCCCUCGCGGGACUUUAGGGCCACUUUUUGGAACGAUAGCUUCCGAAGUUAAGGGAUGCACGUAACUGACUGGAGUUCGCUGGACACUUCCAUCCCGUCUUCCUCUCAACAGAGACUUCCUGUUCCUUGAUCUCCCUUGGGCAGCGAUUUUAAGGUUCCUCAGUUUCAGGACGGAAGGACCCUGGGCCACCACCUUCUUUUCUUCAAUGGAACACCACCUCUCCCCUUUCUGGGGCACCUUGGGAUGUGGUCUUGACUGACACGGAAGCAGGCCAUUUACCACACUUGGGGCUGUGUGAGUCCUUUCUGAAUUCAGAGUAGGACGACAUCACCAAGCAGACACCUCUUCUGAACCGGAACUGAUUCUGGCUUCUGAGGAGAUCCUGAGAGUCUUAAGCAGAGUCAGGAAGUGGUCACAGCUUUGAGCAGCUCAUUGCACAGCUCAGUCAUGUUCCUUCGACGGCUUGGUGGCUGGCUACCUCGACCCUGGGGUCGAAAGAAAUCAACAAAGGCUGAUUUGCCUGCCCCAGAACCCAGAUGGGUGGACAGCUCCCCGGAGAAUUCAGGGAGCGACUGGGACAGUGCUCCAGAGACCAUGGGAGAUGUGGGGCCCCUUAAGACCAAGGAUUCAGGAACACGGAGGCCCCCCGGGGCUGCUCCAGAGUCUAGCAGGGACCUCAAAGUGAAUCAACUGGGGAGCAAAAGAAUGGAUUCCCUCAAGCGGGACAAGACUGCCUCUACCAUUCAAGAGGCUGCAAGAGUGGAGACUGGAGGAGCCAUUCCCAAACUAGACUGGGACCCUGUGGAUUCAGGUGGUGUGAAGAACCUUGGAGUGUCCGCUAAAGGGAGACUAGGUACCACUGGGCCAGAAGCCCUGUUGGAGAAACCUGGUCGCCGUCAGAAGCUGCUGCGCUGGCUACGGGGGGAUCCAGGGGCUCCUUCACAUUACCUGCAGGACCCAGAGGAGUACCUGCAGAUCUCUACCAACUUGACCCUGCACCUGCUGGAGCUGCUUGCUUCAGCCCUGCUGGCUCUGUGUUCCAGGCCGCUCCGAGCCAUCUUGGAUGCUUUGGGCCUUCGAGGACCUGUGGGCCUCUGGCUCCACGGGCUGCUAUGUUUCCUGGCCGCCCUACACGGGCUCCACGCUGUGCUGAGCCUACUUACUGCUCACCCCCUGCAUUUCGCCUGCCUCUUUGGCCUGUUGCAGGCCCUGGUGCUGGCUGUCAGCCUCCGGGAACCUGUUGAGGAUGAGGAGACCGCUGACUGGGAGAGCGAGGGGCAGGAGAGGGAGGCCAAGGAGCAGAGGGAAGGUCCAGGAAGGGUGUUGUGACUGGGAGAGGGUGGGAGCAAAGGGUAAAGAUAGUGGGGUGGCCUUUAGGAAGGUGGGGAAACCCAGAUUGUAAGCACAGAGACCUCAGGGAUGGGGAGGAAACUCAGGCACAGGAGUUCCUGUCAUACUAGGCCAGACAGGGAUGGCUAGGGUGGCCAGUCAUGGACAGUGGGGCAUUGCCAUUGAAGUCACCAGCUGUUGUUAUUUCUUGCUUUUACAUUUACCCACCAUUUUUUUUUUUAAAUUUCCACCUCCACUUUUUAAAAGCAAAAUAAAAUAAAAGCAACCGUGGAGAAUGGACACCAUAGGGCCCUUUCCAAGCGCAGGGGUGGACGGGGCCAGAGGCAGGACAGAGAUCUCUGCAUUAAGAGGUGAUGGGGAGACCCGUGGUGUCCCUUGGAUCCUAGGACUAGAACCGUCUAGAGGAGAGUGAGGCUGUGAGGGAGAAGAAGGGGUUUCAGGUGCUGUGGUUCCUGCAGGGAGGGUCUGCAGGUUGGUGGGAGCCCGAAGAAACAGGACUGCUGUGGGCUGGAUUGGCAUGAGGACCAGCACAGAAGAGCUGGCAGCUCUGAUGGGCAGUGGGGGAAGCACCGUGCCUGCCUCUCCACUCAGGCCUUGCUCACUCAGCAAUAAAUGUGCCACACUACGUCCUAAAUACACCAGUCCA
Molecule: messenger RNA, 2197 nt
Organism: Mus pahari (shrew mouse)
Lineage: Eukaryota; Metazoa; Chordata; Mammalia; Rodentia; Muridae
Gene: C18H6orf47
Product: chromosome 18 C6orf47 homolog
Exons: 2
Coding region: 649-1530 (293 amino acids)
Source: RefSeq, a predicted model, not a curated record